CCGUAGUAAAAUUCCAAUCCUCCAUUCAGCAUAACAUGGCCACCGCGUCUCCUCCGGCGGCGAGAUACGAUCUGGAAGGCGCCACCUCCUACCUCCCCAUCCCCGCCGGCCCUAAUCAGCCCCGCCCCCGCCCUUCCACGAAGCUCCUCUCCGCCAUUCUCUUCUCAUCUUUCCUCCUAAUCUCAUUACUUCUCCUCUUCACAAACCACACCGCACCCUCUCAAGUCAAACUCAACGACGCCGCCGCUGCCCCUCACACUCCGUCGCGAGGCGUGUCGCAGGGGGUGUCGGAGAAGGUUUUCCGGCAAGUCAGCGCCAAUGGUUUGACUUUUCCAUGGAACAGCGUCAUGCUUUCCUGGCAGCGAACAGCUUUCCACUUUCAACCCGAACAGAAUUGGAUGAAUGGUCCAUUAUUUCAUAUGGGAUGGUAUCACCUCUUCUACCAAUACAAUCAAGAUUCAGCUGUGUGGGGCAACAUCACAUGGGGCCACGCAGUCUCCAAGGACCUGAUCCACUGGUUCCACCUCCCCUACGCCAUGGUCCCCGACCAAUGGUACGACGUCAACGGCGUCUGGACCGGCUCCGCCACCAUCCUCCCCGACGGCCAGAUCAUCAUGCUCUACACCGGCGACACCAACGACGCCGUCCAGGUGCAGUGCCUCGCCUAUCCGGCCAACCUGUCCGACCCGCUCCUCCUCCACUGGGUCAAGAGCCCCAGCAACCCGGUCCUCUUCCCGCCCCCCGGGAUCGGCUCCACCGAUUUCAGGGACCCCACCACCGCCUGGCUCAGCCCCGGCGGCGACAAGUGGCGGAUCACCAUUGGCUCCAAGGUGAACAAAACCGGCAUCUCUAUCGUCUACGAGACCUCCGACUUCAUAAAAUAUGACUUGUUGGAUGGCUUCUUGCACCAAGUUGCGGGUACGGGUAUGUGGGAGUGCAUUGACUUCUACCCGGUCUCAUUGACCGAGGGAAACGGGUUGGACACGUCGAUUAAUGGGCCGGGCGUGAAGCAUGUCAUGAAGGCCAGCUUGGAUGAUGAUAAGAAUGACUAUUAUGCCCUUGGGACUUACGACCCGAUCGGCAACAAGUGGACACCCGAUAACCCGGAGUUGGACGUCGGCAUUGGCCUCAGAUAUGAUUACGGCAAAUACUAUGCGUCCAAGACAUUCUAUGAUCAGAAUAAGCGGAGGAGGAUUCUGUGGGGUUGGAUUAGCGAAACUGAUGCUGAAAGCCUUGAUCUCUUGAAGGGAUGGGCUUGCGUUCAGUCUAUUCCGAGGACGGUUGUCUUCGACAAGAAGACAGGUACCGACAUACUUCAGUGGCCAGUGGAAGAAGUGGAGAGCUUGAGAGGAAAAAGUGUUGAGCUCGACGUGAAGCUAGGACCGGGUUCGAUUGUGCCAGUUGAAGUUGAUUCUGCCUCUCAGCUGGAUGUAGAGGUGUCGUUUGAGGUUGAUGAAGAGGCCGUUGAGGCGGUGGGUGAAGCCGGUGCGGGUUACGACUGCACUACUAGCGGUGGUGCUUCCAAUAGGGGAGUAUUGGGACCAUUUGGCAUCGUUGUUCUUGCUGAUGACAAACUAACCGAGUUGACUCCAAUCUACUUCUAUGUGGCUAAAGGGCCUAAUGGCAAGACAGAGUCUCAUUUUUGUGCUGAUGAAUUAAGGUCAUCGCAAGCUCCAGAUGUCGUGAAAGUAGUUUAUGGAAGCAGUGUUCCUGUUGUUGAUGGCGAAAAGUUCACCAUUAGGUCAUUGGUGGACCACUCGAUCGUUGAGAGCUUUGGUCAAGGAGGAAGAAGAGUGAUCACUUCAAGAGUGUAUCCUACCAAGGCCAUUGAUGGUGCAGCGCGAGUUUUCUUGUUCAACAACGCGACUGGAGCAAGCGUCACUGCAUCACUUAAGAUAUGGAAAAUGGGGUCUGCCGAUAUUCGCCGCUUCCCUUCGGAUCAAUUGUGAUAUCUAUAUUCAACAUUCAGUUAUGUCAUUGAUUUGCAUAUUUAUAUCUCAUAUGUGCAGAAAAAAGCCAUUAGAUCUUUGAGGAGAUGAUUGCUUUUAUUUAUUUUUUUUAGAAUAAUUGAAGGGUUCUUCCCCCUCUUUCUUUUGAUGUUACCACAUAUUUUUUUUUUUUGUAAGACUGUAAUAGAUAAAUGUUAGUAUUUGUUCAAUGCUGGAAAUGAGGUUAUUUGAUUUUU
Molecule: messenger RNA, 2185 nt
Organism: Salvia miltiorrhiza (redroot sage)
Lineage: Eukaryota; Viridiplantae; Streptophyta; Magnoliopsida; Lamiales; Lamiaceae
Product: beta-fructofuranosidase, soluble isoenzyme I-like
Exons: 5
Coding region: 36-1949 (637 amino acids)
Biological process (GO): carbohydrate metabolic process
Molecular function (GO): beta-fructofuranosidase activity
Source: RefSeq, a predicted model, not a curated record